UCUGUCUGUAAAAGAGUGCACCUUACUGUCCCUGUCGUAGGCCUCUUUCCCGUCGUCUUCCCCUCCCUUUGCUGCCGCGGUGGUACAGCCCACACUCAGGCUCAAUACCCGGCAAAUCCUCCGCUUGUACGGAAACGACCAGGCUCUCAAGAUGACGGCUCCACUCGGGAACAGCAUCUGGGAGCAGCCAUGUUGCCUCUUGAACAAAGCCGCUGAAGAUGCGAAACGGGCAAAACCGCCCCGUACGGAACAGCCCUGCCUGGGGAGACCAGCGUUGCGCUCGCGGACAGGAAGCAAGAGAGUUCGCCAAUAUGGAUGUGACAGCGGUUCCCAUUCAGCGGUGAUGGGGGUUUGGGGAUCUGAUAAUCGAGCUAGGAGUCAGAGGCGGGGAUGUGUUCGGUCAAAGAUCUGUUUUGAUACAGCCUAGGAUACUCCAUAUAAAAUAAUCUCUCUGUCAUGGGAGCCCCCACUUCCUCUGAAGUAGUUCAGCUCUGUCUGCAUGACUUAUCCCAGGACUGAGAAAAGUUUACCAGGUAAAAGAGGAGUAAAGAAUGAUCCCUCCGCCACAUGGUGCCUGCUGAUCCUUCUGUAAGGCUCAAACAACAUUAUCCCACAGGAUAGCCCAUUAGCUACCUGACUUCUGAUGUUAGUUGUUGCUAGACUGGUGAAAGUGAAAGCUGCAGUCUGGGUUUCGGCUAUGAAAAACAUUCUGAUCACCAGUUUUGCUUUUUCAGUCAUCUGGCCUUUUGGAAGAACAAAAAAUGAUGAAGUCCCAGGGAUUAGUAUCAUUCAAGGAUGUGGCUGUGGAUUUCACCCAGGAGGAGUGGCAGCAACUUGACCCUGCUCAGAGGACCCUGUACAGGGACGUGAUGCUGGAGAACUACAGCCACCUGGUCUCAAUGGGGUAUCCCGUUUCCAAACCAGAUGUAAUCUGCAAGUUGGAACAAGGAGAAGAGCCAUGGAUCCUAAAGACAGACAUAUCAAAUUGGAUCUAUCCAGAUGAAUAUCAGGCAGAUGGGAGACAAGACAGGAAGAGUAACCUUCACAACUCUGAGUCAUAUAUUUUGGAGACAGUUUUUUCCCAACAUAAGAUACUGAAAGGAAUCACAAAGGAUGGUUCAUUGUGCUCCAUUUUAAAAGUCUAUCAAGGUGAUGGCCAGCUGCAGAGAUUUCUGGAGAAUCAAGACAAACUCUUCAGGCAGGUCACAUUUGUUAAUAGCAAAACAGUGACUGAGGCAUCAGGGCAUAAAGAUAAUCCAUUGGGAAAAAUGUUUCAAGAGUACAUAGAACCAGAUACAUCAAUACAGAGAUUCCAUAAAUAUGAUGCUUUUAAAAAGAACUUAAAACCAAAUAUUGACAUACUGAGUUGUAAUAGCAAUUCAAGAAAAAAACCUGAUCAAAGUUUUGGAGUUGGAAAAUCAUCUGGUGCGAGUGAUCCCAGUUCUAAUCUUGAGAAGAUUCAAAAUGGAGUAAUACCUUUUCAGGAUAAUCAGCGUGGAAAUGUUUUAAGCAAUACACAAUCCCUUAUUCAAUAUCAGAAUGUUGAAACUAAAGAGAAAACCUGUGUAUGCAUUACAUGUGGGAAAGCCUUUGCUAAGAAGUCACAGCUCAUUGUACAUCAAAGAAUUCAUACUGGAAGGAAACCAUAUGACUGUGGUGCAUGUGGAAAAGCCUUCAGUGAGAAGUUUCAUCUUGUUGUACAUCAGAGAACUCAUACUGGGGAGAAACCUUAUGAUUGUUCUGAAUGUGGAAAAGCGUUCUCUCAGAAAUCAUCCCUUAUUAUACAUCAGAGAGUUCACACUGGGGAAAAACCCUAUGAAUGUAGUGAAUGUGGGAAAGCCUUCUCCCAGAAAUCACCCCUCAUUAUACAUCAGAGAAUACAUACUGGGGAAAAGCCCUAUGAAUGUAGAGAGUGUGGGAAGGCCUUUUCCCAGAAGUCACAGCUGAUUAUACACCAUAGAGCUCAUACUGGAGAGAAGCCAUAUGAGUGUACUGAAUGUGGGAAAGCCUUCUGUGAGAAGUCCCACCUCAUUAUACAUAAAAGAAUUCACACUGGUGAGAAACCCUACAAAUGUGCUCAAUGUGAAGAAGCCUUCAGCAGGAAGACAGAACUCAUUACACAUCAGUUAGUUCAUACUGGGGAAAAACCUUAUGAAUGUACUGAAUGUGGGAAGACAUUCUCCCGCAAGUCACAGCUCAUCAUACAUCAGAGAACACAUACUGGAGAGAAACCCUAUAAAUGUAGUGAAUGUGGCAAAGCCUUCUGUCAGAAGUCACAUCUCAUUGGACAUCAGAGAAUUCACACAGGAGAAAAACCUUAUGUGUGUACUGAAUGUGGGAAAGCCUUCUCUCAGAAGUCCCACCUUCCAGGACACCAGCGAAUUCAUACAGGAGAGAAACCUUACAUAUGUGCUGAAUGUGGAAAGGCCUUUUCUCAGAAGUCUGACCUUGUUUUACAUCAAAGGAUUCAUACCGGGGAAAGACCCUAUCAAUGUGCUAUAUGUGGGAAAGCCUUCAUCCAGAAGUCACAACUAACUGUACACCAGAGAAUUCAUAAAGUGGUAAAAUCAUAAUGAACUGGCCACAGAAAAGCCUUAGUAUUAGCUCAAGCCUUAAUAAUUACUAGAAACCCAAUUAAUUUGAUAAUCUUGGGGACAGCAUCCCAAAAGAUAAAAUUUUUUAAGGGAAUUUAUGUUUCUAGUAUGGUGGUGCCUAACUUUUCCAGCAAAGAUAAUGGAAAAUCGUUAUAUAAAUGAAGAAAUUUUUAACAUGGCAUGUGAAGCUUUUAAAGUUAUGAACUCAGUGAUCAACACAGCAAGUUAAGCAUACAGAAUAUUAUCAAGUUGCAUAUUCCCUUAUACUACAUAAUGAUAAUCAGCCAUUGUGAAACUGCUGAUAUUAGUUUGGUAUAAUUAUGGCCAUAAAGUAAUUUUCUAUAAAAGACAUUGGCCGGGCGUGGUGGCUCACGCCUAUAAUCCCAGCACUUUGGAAGGCCGAGGCGGGUGGAUCACAAGGUCAAGAGAUCGAGACCAUCCUGGUCAACAAGGUGAAAACCCGUCUCUACCAAAAAUACAAAAGUUAGCUGGGCAUGGUGGUGCGUGCCUGUAGUCCCAGCUACUUGGGAGGCUGAGGCAGGAGAAUUGCUUGCACCUAGAAGGCAGAGGUUUGCGGUGAGCCGACAUUGUGCCAUUGUACUCCAGUCUGGGUAACAACAGCGAAACUCCAUCUCAAAAAAAAAAAAAAGACAUGGAAGAAAGCUUGAGUAAACAACAAAAUAAAACCUAGAAACUAUUUUAAGAAGGGACUGGAGUAUGAUCCCUAAAGCUACAUAUAAAGUUCUUGUACAAAAAAUGGAAAGAUAGGUUGAUCAUAUUCAGUAAAGUUUAUGUGUAUGCAUUUUCCCAUCUCAAGCAUAUAAGUUGACCUGCACCUCUGAAAGGACCUUGAGAUUGAUGUAUUUUGAGCAGGUCUCCCUUUUACUCCCCCAAGCUGGAAACUUGUAGCUGAAAAAUACUGGCACUGAGGCCAGAUAUUCUUGGGUUUAAUCCUGGCUCAGUGAUUUACAGAUUGACUUUAGGCAAACAUACUUCCCCUCUCUGAGUAAGUUUUAUCAGUAAGUACAAAUACAAUGCAGUGCUCAUUUUCAGUUAAUAUUAGUACUUUUUAAAUCUUUACUCUCGAAGGAUUAGAUGCUAAGACUAAUGUGUAAAAGCCACAUCUGAACUUGCUUUGCCCUCUGGACACUCUGCUUUUGAUUGCCCAUCCCUGUAAGUGGCUCAUUUUACUGUCUUCUGAUCCUGGUGGCCUUAUCUUUGCUAUGUUAAGGUUACAUUUUUUUAACACUUGCAUUUAUUUACAUAUACCUAUAUAAACUGUGGUGAUUGCACAUAAA
Messenger RNA from Callithrix jacchus (white-tufted-ear marmoset), 3892 nucleotides. RefSeq names its product zinc finger protein 300 (gene ZNF300). Lineage: Eukaryota; Metazoa; Chordata; Mammalia; Primates; Cebidae. Gene Ontology annotation, molecular function: DNA-binding transcription factor activity; RNA polymerase II cis-regulatory region sequence-specific DNA binding. Gene Ontology annotation, biological process: regulation of transcription by RNA polymerase II. The record is from RefSeq and is a predicted model, not a curated record.